UUUUUUGCAGCACUUGACGGGCGGCCAUCGUUUUCCAUCACUGCUCAUUCACAAAAACAACGUCUUGUAGUAAAAUUACCGAAGAUUUUUUUUUUCCAACUGAUAAAAGCCCAACAAACACACAGACACGGUCACCUCCUGCUUCGGAGCGAGAAUUCCAAUCACAUCGGACCCACGGCACCUGCUCAGCACCAGCAACCUAAUCGAUCCCACCCAAUCAUCCACCCGGAGCGGAUAUGGACACCCAUUCGCGUUUCGGAUCGAGAUUGCCAGGUCCUGCCAUUAAUCCUUUGGUCGAGAACUCGGACGAGCCGCAGCCCAGUCUCUCGGACUUGCACGACUUUGAGCCCAAACUAGAGUUCGACGAUACUGAACUUCUGGCGCCCUCACCCCUGGAAAAAGAUGUUAUGGUCGGUGACUUUGUCCUGGCCGAUGAUCCAGAACUAGAGCCCGAGGAGGAUGUGAAUCCGCUGGAGGACGACUUCGAGGACCAACUCAGGGAGCAGUCGGGAAACUUCCAGGCGGCCAAAACCAAAUGCGAUUUCCUCGGCACCGACAAGCAGGGCCGGCACAUAUUCGCCAUUUAUGCAUCUCGUUUCCCCGAAAAGUCCCAGCUAGAUGCUUUCGUUCGAGAGAUCAUUAAAGAGAUUGAACCAUUUGUGGAGAACGACUACAUCCUCGUAUAUUUCCACCAAGGACUGAAGGAGGACAACAAACCGUCGGCCCAGUUCCUGUGGAACUCGUACAAGGAGCUCGAUCGCAACUUUCGCAAGAACCUAAAGACUCUGUAUGUGGUGCAUCCGACGUGGUUCAUCCGGGUCAUCUGGAACUUCUUCAGUCCGUUCAUCAGCGACAAGUUCCGCAAGAAGCUGGUGUACAUCUCGUGUCUGGACGAGCUGCGCCAGGCACUCGGCCUCAAUAGUCUGAAGCUGCCGGACAAUAUCUGCGACUUGGACGACAAGCUGAACCCCAGCCGAAAGUCAUCGACGCCGCCACCCAGCAUAAAUGCAUCCCGGCAGCAGCAGCACAAAAUGGCGACGACGCAGCAAUUUGGAGUCCCCCUGAAGUUCAUUGUGAUGAACAGCCCGUGCCUGAACUCCAUUCCGCCGAUUGUGCGCAAGUGCGUGGACUCGCUCUCGAUUACGGGCGUGAUCGACACGGAGGGAAUAUUCCGGCGUUCCGGUAACCAUGCUGAGAUUAUGACGCUCAAGGAGCGAGUCAAUCGGGGGGAGGAUGUGGAUCUGAAGAGCGUAAAUGUUCAUGUGAUUGCCGGCCUGCUGAAGAGUUUCCUGCGCGAUCUCGCCGAGCCGCUGCUCACCUUUGAGCUUUACGACGAUGUUACUCGGUUCCUGGAGUGGCCCAAGGAGGAGCGCUCGAGGAACGUCACCCAGCUGAUACGCGAAAAACUGCCCGAGGAGAACUAUGAGCUGUUCAAGUACCUUGUCGAGUUUCUGGUGCGCGUGAUGGACUGCGAGGAUCUCAACAAGAUGACCUCCUCCAAUCUGGCCAUCGUGUUCGGUCCGAAUUUCCUGUGGUCGCGCAGCACCAGCACCUCCCUGGAGGAGAUAGCUCCGAUCAAUGCCUUUGUCGACUUUGUGCUCCAGAACCACAAGGACAUCUACUUGAUCGACGUCAAUCAGCGCACGGUGAGCCUCGACUAGCGACUGGCCAUCGUCGGCCCACCACCCACAACAAGAAGUCCGUAACAUAAUUGUAAAUUGUUUGAUUUUAAUGUUAGUCCUAAGCCUAAGUCCUAUAUACCAACUGGUGGAUUUAGUCCACGAAGAGCACACAAAACCAGAUACUAGCGCAAAAGCAAAUGCAGUUGCAGUUUCGUGUAUAAAAAGUAUUCUUUAAGUUGAAUUUUAAAAUGUGUGUGCGUGUCAGUGUGAGAACUGCUUGUGGCGCCCAACUCCACGCUCUCCAUAUAACCAUACCAUGAUUAUUAAACUACCAAAGAAAUUUGCUCGUCCCCCACCCCCACAG
Messenger RNA from Drosophila bipectinata, 1986 nucleotides. It is a transcript of the gene RhoGAP68F, whose product is annotated as Rho GTPase activating protein at 68F. Gene Ontology annotation, molecular function: GTPase activator activity. Gene Ontology annotation, biological process: small GTPase-mediated signal transduction; negative regulation of endocytic recycling. Gene Ontology annotation, cellular component: cytoplasm. Lineage: Eukaryota; Metazoa; Arthropoda; Insecta; Diptera; Drosophilidae. The record is from RefSeq and is a predicted model, not a curated record.